Fomitopsis serialis is the source of this 2646-nucleotide messenger RNA. RefSeq lists its product as uncharacterized. NCBI's taxonomy places the organism in Eukaryota, Fungi, Basidiomycota, Agaricomycetes, Polyporales, Fomitopsidaceae. The transcript is spliced from 9 exons. Bases 1 to 2646 code for a protein of 881 amino acids. The record is from RefSeq and is a predicted model, not a curated record.
AUGCCUCGACCCCACAGCUACUGGUGCACAAUAUGUGCCAGAUCUUUCCCUUCUCGCCGCAACUUUGCUGUACACAACUCCCGUCAACACAAGCACCCCAAGGCUGGCCUACCGAGGUUGACCUUCCGGUAUCAUCCUCAUAUCAACGGCCGACCUUGCAACUCGGAAGGUCACUUCCUUCCUCCUGGUGCACCCCCUCCGGAACCAGAGCCUAUCAACUCAUAUGCGCCGUUUGAGAAUCGGCCGGCGUUCCAGUUCGCCGAACUCAUCUUCAAAAAGAUACAAGCAUCGCAAGGUAACAUCAACGACCUACUGAGGAGUCUAGCCGCAUACAAUGUCACGCAAGGUGGCAGCGACCCGCCGUUCGAGGAUGCUGCAGAGCUCUACGAGACGAUCGAUGCCAUUCCGUACGGCGACGCGCCAUGGACGACAUUCACUGUUCAAUACUCUGGACCUGUCGACGAGGAGUCGCCGUCCUGGAAGCGCACCGAAUACGUCGUCCACUGUCGCAACUCCCGACAGGUCGCUCACAACAUGAUCGGAAACGAAGACUUCACUGGGCAAUUCGAUACGACUCCGUAUCAGGAGUACAUCACACCCGGUAAAGUAUCGUUCUCGAACACGAUGUCAGGGCAGUGGGCGUAUAGACAGGCUAUCGCGCAGGAUCCGGAAACUCAUGGGUCAAUGCUGACACCUGUCAUCCUCGGCGCUGACAAGACCACUGUAUCUGUCGGCACUGGCAACUCAGAGUUCCACCCGCUAUACAUGUCAAUCGGUAAUGUACAUAAUGCGGUCAGGCGCGCUCACAAGGACGCGAUCAUCCCGAUUGCGUUCCUAGCGAUACCGAAGGCGGCACGAGGCAAGGCCGAGACUGAUGAGUUUCGAACGUUCCGCAAACAAUUGUACCACGCCUCAAUCGCACACAUCAUGUCGCCGCUGCGACCUUACAUGGAGACCCACGACGUUGUACGCUGCCCCGACGGACACUUCCGGCGAACAAUAUACGAGCUCGGGCCGUUUAUUGCGGACUAUCCCGAGCAAGUUCUCCUCGCAGGCAUAGUGACAGGGUGGUGCCCGAAAUGUCUCCUUCCACCCGAAGAUCUACAUAAAGCCGGAGGAGAGCCGCGCUGUCUCGAGCACACCGUGGAGCUUAUCAGAACAUUCGAUGCUGACGAAGCCUGGGUCGCAUGGGGAGUCGAUGCAAACAUCAUUCCGUUCACGACCUACUUCCCCCGCGCCGACAUCUAUGAGCUCAUUACCCCCGAUCUGCUCCAUCAGCUCAUCAAGGGGACAUUCAAGGACCACCUCGUCGACUGGGUGGAGCAGUACCUGUACCUUGUGCAUCCCAAGGCCGAGGCUCGUCGAAGAAUGGACGACAUUGAUCGCAGGCGAGACUCCGCGCCUCAAUUUCCGGGGCUUCGUCGGUUUCCCGAGGGCCGGAACUUCAAGCAGUGGACUGGGAACGACUCGAAGGCGCUAAUGAAAGUCUACCUUCCAGCGAUACGGGGGCACGUGCCGGACGACAUGGUUCGCUGCUUUGCGGCUUACCUCGACUUCUGUUACUUAGCAAGACGAUCUACUCACGACGACAGUUCACUCGCGGAGAUGCAAGAGGCAUUAGACCGCUUCCACAGACAUCGCGUCGUCUUCGAGACCGUAGGUGUACGCCCCGAGGGUUUCUCACUCCCGCGACAGCAUGCUCUCGUCCACUACAUCGCUAACAUCCGACUCUUUGGUUCUCCGAAUGGCAUUUGCUCGUCAAUCACCGAGUCCAAACACAUCCGCGCAGUCAAGCAGCCGUGGCAACGGUCAAGUAGGAAUAACCCGUUGCCCGAGAUGCUUCGCACCAACCAACGGCUCGACAAGCUCAGUGCCGCACGGUCGAUCUUCGCCAACCGCCACAUGCUUGACGGUGAUGUCCUCGCAGAUGCAAUGAACUUGGGGCCAUUCGUAACGGAAGACGUGUUCCUUUCGGACGACAACGAGCCUGAGGAUGAGGUGAUGGAUGUCAAUGGCUAUGACCUCGCCGCGGAAUAUCAGCGACCCGAUCUUAUGGUUUUGGUUCGCCGAUUCCUAUUUGAUCAACUGCAUGCUACGGACGAAGUCGACUCGAGCACGGUGGACCUGUCGGAGUGUCCAAGAUUCCUCGGGAAGAUCGCCGUGUAUCGGACAGCACAUGCAAUGUUCUUCGCCCCGAGCGAGCUCUCCGGUGAUCGUGGCAUGCACCGGGAGCUGAUUCGAUGCAAUCAUUCUUGGCGCGGCCACCCUCGUUACGACACCGUUCUCAUCAGCAUCGACGCGGACGAGCCCAGCAUGAAAGGCAUGGCUGUCGGCCGUGUCAUGGGGCUGAUGACAAUCCCAUACAGUGGUGAACGCUACCCGUGCGCACUGAUCGAUUGGUUCGAGGUCUCGGACGAUCCGGACGACGUGACGGGUAUGUACGUUGUUCAGCCCGAGCUAGACAAUGGACAGCAGGUAUCAUCUAUUGUACAUCUAGACAGUGUGUUUCGUGCUGUCCAUCUUAUGCCAGUAUAUGGGGAUGUUUCUAUGCCAAUUGACUUCCAUUUUUCGUAUACCCUUGAUGCUUUUGAAUCAUUCUAUGUCAAUAAUUACAGCGACUAUCAUUCACAUGAAUCUAUAUUCUAG